AUGAAGAAAAUCAUGUGCCAAAUUAUGGGAGAUUUACCUAAAGAUCGCGUUCUUUCUUCCAGACCAUUUCUCAAAACGGGUAUAGAUUUUGCAGGGCCGAUAAUAACGAAGCCAAAUCUCAAGAGAACAAGGGUUACCACAAAGUCAUACAUUGCUUUAUUCAUUUCCUUCACGACAAAAGCAGUUCAUCUUGAAGUUGUGUCCGAACUAAGUACAGAUUCAUUCUUAGCGUGCCUCAGAAGAUUUAUAUCGAGAAGAGGAAAACCUUCAGACAUAUAUACUGAUAACGGCUCUAACUUUAAAGGUGCAAGAAACUAUUUAUACAGUCAAAUGGAAAUUCUUAAAUCAGCAUCAGUUCAGGACUUUGCUUCAGAACUGUUUAUUAACUGGCAUUUCAUCCCACCCAGUGCACCUCAUUUUGGAGGAAUCUGGGAGUCUAACAUCAAAUCAAUGAAGCAACAUCUUUUCAAAGUAUGUAAAUCAGCAGUGCUUAAUUAUGAAGAAUUAUCAACUUUAAUUAUUCAGAUUGAAGCAUGUAUGAAUUCAAGACCAGUAACUCCUCUUAGUAGUGAUCCAAACGACCUUGAUCCCUUAACACCGGGUCACUUUCUGAUUGGAGCACCGCUUCUAGCAAUGCCCGAGUCUUAUCAAGCAGAAAAUUCGCUAUCAUACACUUCAAGAUUUAAGUUGAUUCAAGCUCUUCGCGAAGGAUUCUGGAGGCGAUGGAGUGCUGAGUAUCUCACACAGUUACAGCAGAGAAGUAAAUGGAAGUCAUCUAACCCAAAUAUAAAAACUGGACAACUGGUGUUGUUAAAAGAAGAUCUAAAACAUCCCAUGAAAUGGAGUUUAGGAAGAGUUAUGGAAACUUUUCCUGGAGAUGAUGGAGCUGUAAGAGUUGUUCAGGUGAAAACUACAUCAGGAACAUUUAAAAGACCAAUAACUAAGAUUGCUCCCCUACCAACUUAG
Molecule: messenger RNA, 966 nt
Organism: Uloborus diversus
Lineage: Eukaryota; Metazoa; Arthropoda; Arachnida; Araneae; Uloboridae
Exons: 1
Coding region: 1-966 (321 amino acids)
Biological process (GO): DNA integration
Molecular function (GO): nucleic acid binding
Source: RefSeq, a predicted model, not a curated record